AUUUACAAGACGAUCAGUUCAUAAAAACGUCGCUGUCGACCGGUAGUCAUCAGCACUUCUGUUCGCCUUGCCACGGAACAUCGCACAGACAAAUAUCCGCAUCGAGACACUGCCAAGCGUUGCCACCUACACACUAAACUUUUUACGACUUGCGUAUCGGUCUUUUGGCGAUUAUAUAGUUAGUGUUCUUAUCAACGCUUUGAUUAUCCCUCGAUAAUCGCACGGACACACGGCCACUCCGAGGGAAGCUUGUUCGCCUACUGCAAACUAAAGUUACUGUCCGAGUCAGAAGUUUGAAGACGAACUUUUUGCAGUUUUGCUGUAUAUAUGGAUUCCUAUGGAACUAAGUGACUCCCGCUGGGUUGGAUCUGAAUCACUCAAAUCCUCACCGAAUCCUCACCACCAUCACCACCAAGUGGCAAAUCAAGUCGAGACUGAAUCAAGACAAUCACCCGAGAACAAUAAUCAAGGAGUUCGACUCGGCAGCGGCCACAACGUAGAAGAACGUCUACACUCCACCGAUCAAGAGAGUUCACCGCUGAGCGGAGAACAAGCGGGAGGCCGACAGGCGACUACCCGUGUUAUGCAACACAGUAACCUCGGCCUAUCAUUAGCAGAGCCCAGUCAACUCCCUUCAUCCGAAGACGUCGAAGUGUUCUUCAACCACCUCGAGCAACCCUCGGCAUCACAGUCUUCACAUAGUCACAACCAUUCUACAUCAAUGUACCAAACCAUGUCAAUGCACGCUGCACCACCGACUUACGAGACGCCAACAACAUUUAUCCACACCGGAACGAGUCCGGUUUAUGUGCCAACGACACGGGCGAUGCCGUUACCCAUGCACGCUGCCCCGUACCUCCAGGCCAACUCAGCGACGCCUCAAUCACAGGCAAACAGUCAUGCAGUCUGGUGUCCAAGUCAACCCGAGAGCGGAUACACAACCCAAACCACGCAUCCAUCUCCAAGGUUCACCUUCCCACCUAGCCCACCUAUCACGUCUACCGGUACUUUAGCAAGGCACAACGGCUUAAACCCAUAUGCUACGCCGUAUGACAUCCCGUGGACAUCAUUCCCAGAUGGUACGGUACUUCACCCGAAUGUUGGGAACAGACCAGGAUCCGUGGUCCGGCGUACAAACUCAGAUUCAGCCAACGCUGCCCGAAGUAUAUUUGUUGAUAGCAGUAACCAGUUAGCGUAUGCAGAUUUUUCAUCUUUUCCUGCAGAGGGCAGAGAGUGUGUCAACUGCGGUGCAAUGUCAACCCCGCUUUGGCGACGUGACGGCACCGGUCAUUACCUGUGUAAUGCAUGUGGAUUAUACCAUAAGAUGAAUGGUAUGAAUCGUCCACUGAUCAAACCACAGCGUAGACUGUCUGGCUCUCGUCAUGAGGGUAUAUCUUGCUCCAACUGUGGUACUACUGUAACUACAUUGUGGCGUAGGAAUAACGAUGGUGAACCUGUGUGUAAUGCCUGCGGCCUUUACUUCAAACAGCACAAAGUGAACCGACCUCUUGCCCUCAAGAAAGACACUAUCCAGACACGAAAGCGUAAACCCAAGAACACUAACAGUGACAAGAAUGGCAACCAAAACAUGGAUGACAAGUCUAAUAUAGGCUUAUCAACAAACAGCUCGAGUUCUAUACCAGUGUCUACAAUUAAAAAGGAGCCAAUGUAUGUUCCAUCUACCAUGGCAUCAACACUAUUGACAACCAACGCCCUGACGGCUUUGAAUAGUCAACACCACAGCAGUAUGAUAAUGUCACCAACUCAUGCACUGAAUCUGACAACUCCAGAACCAAGCCCAAAUCUACAAACCAGUACGAACAUCUUCCACACCGGUGUGAGUCCGUCACCUCCAUCUGCUGUGGCUGUGUCUCUUGACAACAACUAGGAAUAUCUACUAGCUAUGUCGGGGAAAAAGAAACACAGUACUCUAUAUGUUCAACAAUACUUUUGAAAUGAAUGGAAGCAAAAAAACUGAAAGUGAAUGGUGGAAAAUGAAAUGAUAUGAGUUAUGAUGAUGACAUUAUAGGAAUGAUCCUAAUUUGUUGCGAUGGAAACAGUUAGAUGAACUUUUAGGUUGAAACAGACUGAAAAAUUAAUUGUUUUUCAUUUUAAGGUUGUAAGAGUAAGAUUGAGUAAAUUCUCUUACACAACCAAAUAUUUCUUAUCUAUCAGAGAUACUGAAUUGUCUCUGCUUGAAAACAACUCAGACACUCCUAAGAACACAUUGAUAUUUUAAAAUUCCUAUAAUAUUGAUACUUGAUCCAUUUCCGUGGUAACAGACCAUCACUUUCUGAGAUGAAUCAAGUGCACUCCAAAGAAAUAAGAGUAGGGUCAGAAAUGACCCAGAACUAAUGAUUAUAGGAGGGACUAUUUUAUGAGCAAUAAUUCUUCUGAUAAUGUUGCUGAUGUGUUUAUGGUUUCCACCACCAUCGUGGGGUGGUCACUCAGAUUUAUUCAAUUGAAAACAAAUGUUCUGGCAAUGUUUCAAUUGACUUUUCUUAUUUGAAUUUCUAUUACCGUAAUAUUCCUGCCUGUCAUCUUGAAUGGUUGAACCAAUCAGUAUGUUUUACUAAAUGGACCAAUCACAUUAUGUUUCUCUAAUGGACCAAUCACAGCAUGUUUCACUAAAUGGGCCAAUCACAACAUGUUUUACUAAAUGAACCAAUCAUAGUGAUCAGACGAAGUUUGUACUUAUUAUCAACACAAUUCUUGUUGUUAAUUCAACCUUCAAGUCACAUUUUGCAAGUGUGCGAUGAAUUACUUUGUUGUCUGGUAACAGACACUGUCAUCGCCAGCCGCCCAUUUGGCCCCACAAUUCACACAGACCAACAGUAAACAAUGUCAGUUUCCCCUCAAAACACAGAAUAUUAAUAUGCUAUAUCUGACCCCUGAUUGUGACACCAAUGAUCUCUGACCUUUGGGACAAGACAAACAAUCAUCCAUUUCCUGUUAGUUAGUAACAACCUUUGUUCCGAUCGAUAUUUUUUAUUAAAAACAACAUGACACGCUUCUAGGGUGCACAAAUUGAAAAAAGGGGUAUUUUUCAAAUUCAGACAACUUCAUCGACUUUUGAAAAAAAAAUUUCUUGUUCUCGAGAUGCGACUUGAAAACUUCACUUUUGAUGAUUAAAAUAAAUGAAAAUAGUCAUUAUUAUAGUUAGAGAGGGAAUCAAGUUAAACCAUUGCAUUGAUCAUGUAAGGGUGGCAGGCAAUAGGAAUAGUUAAUAUUGAGCAGUUCUCUACCUCGAUGUUUAGUUUCUUGAUUUUCUAGUGACAUUUUGUGCAAUUACAGAAGUUUAUUUAGCCAAUCAAGAUGCCAGAAUAAAUGACACGUUACCGUAGUAUUAUACACAAUCAUUGGUGCAUAGUGUAUUCUUUUUGAAGUAAAGUACUGAUUCAAACUAUGAAGUCGGUUAAAAAACUUAACUUAUUUUGUUUUAAUAUCCAUUGUUGCAUUGUUUUAAGUCAAUUAUUCUUCUCAUUUGCUAUGGGGCUCUCAAAUUGGUCAGUCAAAUUAGACAGGUUUUCUCCAGCAUAGACCAGAUUAGAUUGAGAACCCUAGUGAAUAGUUCGAUUCACAAUUUAUUUGAACAUUACAUCUUGUCUCUUACAGCCCCCUCACAGGCAAAAAGGGGAAAUGAAUUUUUCAGCACAUGCAUAUUUUUUGCAAAUUUUAGUAACCACAUUAACUGUAAGUUAGCAAGUAGGGUAGACAGGGUUAAAAAAAAUGCUCAGACACUAGGAAUACUGAUCUAAGAUUUCCCAAACCCCAGAGAUACGUAUAAUCUGAGUAUUUCUGUAGAAUAUUCAUGUGUAAUCUCGUACAUAUAAAUUGUUAAUGUAGUAUAGCUUUAAAAUUAGAAUGACUUUUUUUGUUGUCAUAAAUGGCAAAAAAAUUACGAACUGGAAUAAGCAGAAAAAAAAGAGCUGUACAUUGCGAAAUGUUGCAUGCACAUAUCUGGCAUAUUGUAGAUCAGAGAUUUUGUAUAACCUUUUUCCUGUUAAUAUUCCUUGAAAUAAUAUUUAGAAUCUCUACCUGUUAUGAACUUUGUUUCUUAUUUGACAAUUUUUUCUAGAACGACCCAUGAUUUGAAUGCUCUUUUAUUGUCUCAAUUACACAAAUGUUAACAGUUAUUUUCAUCAUGAAUGAAUUUCAAAUUUGUCUUCAGUAUUUUUAUGUUCUCAAUCAGUGUAGUUUUCCGAUCAGGAAAUGCUUGUUUUCAACUCCCGAAAAAAUAUAUUAAAAAAAAAUAAAAGUUUUUAACACAUGCAGUCUCAGUUCAGUUUACAAAGCAAAAUCCACAACAAUCUUAUCAUGGAUAGUUUGGACAGGACAAUCUCCAUGUCUUGUGGACCAAAAAAAAUUUGUUCUGAAUAUCAAUAUUCAAAUAAUAAGCCUGGCAAUAUUUUUCCCAUGUAUUUUGAUCAAACCAUUAACCAAAGAAAAUUUAUGUUAUUUGGGUCAAAAGUAACAGAGAAAUGUAAAUUAAGUUGAACCAUAAAAUAAAUUUUCAGAUAUUGUCCAAGAGUUUAUCGAAAUUUGGAAGUUUUCAAAAACAAAAAACAAAACAGCAUUUCCUGAUGACUUUUUCUUAUUUAACACAUACAAUAUUUUCCAGGGACAUAACAAUAGAAAAAUUAUUCAAUCUGUGUGAAAUGGAGUUAUAUUUAAUAAUACCUCCUCCAUGUUGAAGUGAACCGACACUUCUCAUUUUCAAAAUAGAUUCUCAAAGUAGAAAAGGAGACGAUAAUGCAAAUUUUUUGAUUUGAUUCUGCCUGUUAAAAAGUAAAUGAAAUGAGUGGGUAUAAUCCUGUGUUGUCAAUCUUUAUACUAGACUGCCUCACCCACAUAAGUACCCUCACA
Saccoglossus kowalevskii is the source of this 4866-nucleotide messenger RNA. RefSeq names its product gata4 transcription factor (gene gata4). Gene Ontology annotation, cellular component: nucleus. The record is from RefSeq and is a predicted model, not a curated record. Lineage: Eukaryota; Metazoa; Hemichordata; Enteropneusta; Harrimaniidae. Gene Ontology annotation, biological process: negative regulation of transcription by RNA polymerase II; cell fate commitment; positive regulation of transcription by RNA polymerase II. Gene Ontology annotation, molecular function: zinc ion binding; RNA polymerase II cis-regulatory region sequence-specific DNA binding; DNA-binding transcription factor activity, RNA polymerase II-specific.